Messenger RNA from Diachasmimorpha longicaudata, 2316 nucleotides. RefSeq lists its product as uncharacterized. The coding region runs from base 238 to 1257 and encodes 339 amino acids. Lineage: Eukaryota; Metazoa; Arthropoda; Insecta; Hymenoptera; Braconidae. The record is from RefSeq and is a predicted model, not a curated record. The transcript has 5 exons.
UCAGCAAAACCCUUAACUGCAUCAAAGUCUCAACUAAACAACAUCUUUAGUACUAAAAUCCCGAUUCCACCUAGAAAUCAAACUCCAAAGUCUGGUAUACAAGCAAAACCAAAGACAAGAUUUCAAAGCAUUUACCAGAGUGGAUCUGACUCUGAAGACGAAAAUCAUGAUUGUCUUAUAGCUAAUCCUGAGGAGAUUCGAGCCUCAAAGGCUCAAAAUAAUUCUGGCUUUUUGCAAAUGUCGAGUAAAUCGCGAUCUGUACCAACAGGUGCAUGUUUAUCAUUUAAACAGCGGUCAAGGAAGAAUAUUACUUUGCUUAAAGACGUCGAAACUGAUGAAUCUGAGAGCAAUGAUUCCUCCGAUGGAAUUCUGCAGUCACCUACAAAAUCGAUGGACUCAGCGAGAAAUACAAGAAAAGAACUUCAUUUGACACCUCCUUCACCACUAGUCCAUAACGCUUCAGGUAACCGAAAAAGGCGUGCAUCGUCUACUACACGCGCUGAAGACGGAUUGAAUUCGAUUGUGAGCCCAGGAACUCCAAAAACUUCACGAUCAAUGAUGGUACACCCUGCUAAGAUGCCAAAAAUGCUGGGACCACAAAACCAGUUGUCAUCUAGUCAUUAUGCUGAUAAUGAACGUCGAAUCCUGAACUCCCUUCGAGAUUACUUUGAUCAGCAAUUAGAUGAAAAGCUCGAAAAUUUAAGACGCAGGAUGGCUUACGAUUUAAAGCAGUCUAUGAAUGAGCUCAAGACCACAAUCAUUGGCACUAAUCUAGCCCCAGCUUCUGGUCCUAGCUUGCUUGAAAUACAGAAGCAGAUGUCUACGCCACUACCAUUUGAAAUGGAUGAUAAGUUCCAGGAAUACGAAGCGAUAUUGACAACGGACCCAAAUCUCGUAGAAACACUGCGAUUAUUCAUGAGAGUUUUGAUAAGCAAUAAAAAAGAGAUGAAAAUAUGUGUUUCCACUAUCCUAUCUGCGGUUCUGAGGAAGACAGUGUCACUGCACUAUUCUGGUUACGGAAAGGAAGCUGGCGGAAAGAAAAAGAAAAAUUUUUAUAACACUACAGUAUGCAAAGUGCUGAUUGAUGUGAUAAUUGAGGUAAUAGGAUCCAGCACUGAUGAGAAGAAGAUAAUGUCAGAAGUAAGUACUUGGUUGUCACGUUCUGGCGAUCGAGAGGGUGGGGGUAAGGAACGACAACGCGGGUCAAGUCAUCAUAACGAGAAUAAUUCAGUUUGUUCCUUUGAUACCAAUCGAUAAUACUUCAUUUUUCCGGGAUAAAUGGAAUUGUAAAAUCACUGUGUUAAUAUGACUCCAUUAAUUCAUUUUCGUAAUUGUAUUAGUUGUGAUAUUCUUGAUAAAAGGUACGAUUAAUAGGAAAAGUUUAUAUUAUCAAUAUAUUUUUAUCGCGAGGCGUUUCAUUGGGCAGAAUAUAUAUUAAUAUAUGAAUAUUGUUUAGUAUUCGGCUGUCAUUGAAGUAUUAAUUAUAUUUAUUAUAUUUCUCCUGGCGAGGUCGGAAAUCCAGAAGAUGGAAAUAACAAUUGGAAAAUGUGAUGUAUCUUAGCAUAAUAAAGUAUUUUCUAUGUCAUUUCCUCAUAAGUUAGAUCACGGGAAUAAAUAUCCGUUGUUGGUUCAGGGAUUAAAUAUUAUGUCCAAAAGUUUAAAGGGAAAAAUAAUAAGUGGAUUUUUAAUUUUUAAGAAAAAUUCUAAUGAAAGUAAUUUCAGCCAUUGAGAGCUGUUUUCAGUAUUUGGUGAUUCAAGUCAAAUAAUAUUUAUAAGGUUGAAGUUUCACAAUCGGACUGCGUCCAUAUUCCCCAAAGAUUUCAAAUUUAAGGGUUGAAAUUAAUUAGUUAUAUGUAAUCCUAUCCAAGACUUUUUUAUAUUUCUAAGUUUGUUUGAAAGAGUGAAUAUAAUAAGCAAUAUUAUAUAGAACUAGCACACAAUCAAUGCAACUAAAUAUCAUUCUAUGUUCCGGAGUUGCAGAUGGAGAAGACAUUAUUGUAAAAAAAGGACGUCUUUCCGAGAUGAAAAAAUAAUUCUUAUCAGGAUAAUUCGUAUCAGCAAUUGUCUAUGGAUAUAAGAAUUAAUUCUUAUCAUCCAUAGCGGAAUAAAUUAUCCAUAAUAUUGCUAUUAUAAUGACUGUUUUCAUGCUUGAAUUGAAGCACGAUAAUUUAUCAAUUCUAAACUACUAAUUUAAAAAAUAACAUUGGUGCGUUAUUUUGUUGGAUAUUUUGUUAAUACAAUCUUCGAAUUCUGAAGACUGACUGCUAAUAUUAUUAGAUUGUAAGAGAGAGUUUAUUAAGACUUAAUAUGGUAUGU